Didymodactylos carnosus is the source of this 3451-nucleotide messenger RNA. The record is from the annotation of a GenBank genome assembly. NCBI's taxonomy places the organism in Eukaryota, Metazoa, Rotifera, Eurotatoria, Philodinida, Philodinidae.
AUGUUAUUAAGCGCAGGAUACCGUUUUCAAGUGAAAAUGACGAAUGAAUUUCUAGAUGAACUAAAAAACUUAGCCUCAAAAGGUGAUGAUCCAUUUUAUCGUGUUUCCCUUUAUUUGUGGCGAUAUUCAACAAGUAAUCAUUAUUUUAAUCCACUUGAUGAAUUAAAACACGCAUCAAAAGAAUAUGAUCGGAAAUUAGCUGAAAGUCAAUAUGAAAUGAUAAGUACAAUAAAUAUCAGCUCAAAGAAAUAUACUCACGUUCCAAAUGUAACAAUAACACCUACAACAAUUCAAAUUAAACCGUUAAAGUUCUGUCAAACAAAUCGAGUUAUACGUGAAGUAGACCAAUUUGGUCCAUCUACAAAUUUUGCUUUGGUUGAUUUAAGAGAAGAAAAUGGGAGAGAUUUGCAAGCAUACGAUUUUAAAGGACUACGUACACUAUUAAUGAAAUAUUUAGAUAAAAAUGGGGGUUUUGAAAUUGGCAAGAAUCGAUGGUACAAAUACUUACAUCAUUCACAAUCUCAAUUGAGAGAAAAACAGUUUUGGUUUUAUCAUGAAGAAAAUGGGUUCAAGACAUUAGAACAAGCCUACAAAUGGAUGGGAAACUGUAAAGAAAAAGUGGUUGCUAAAUAUUCAGCAAGGAUUGCACUCUGUUUCACAAGUACAGACGAAACUAUUGUGAUUCCACAAGCAAAGUUCUUGCUUGUUGAUGAUGUAAAAACAGAAGAUUCAAAAUUUAAUUUUACAGACGGUUGUGGCACUAUUUCACCAAGCCUAUGCAAUGAGGUAACCUUUCUCUAAACAACUUUUACACUUGCAUCCAUCGCAUCAAAUUUGUGACCUAAGCCUCACUCGGGUCAGAAAUGAUGAUAUUGUCAAAACAAUUAAUUUUGAUAAAAGUGCGUAAAGAUAUAGCCCUAGCGAGAAAACCUAUGGAGGUGAUUCCUUCUGUUUCUAGUGAUUAUACGUCCAUCGAUAGAGUAUAUCGCAUUCGUGUCUGAAUUUCGUACUUUUACAUUUUAGAGAGUAGUACUUUUUCGGUUGUUAAAUAUUCAUAUGAUGGUUAUUAGCGUAUACUGGAUGGGCCUAUGUUCAGGUUUUCAGAUAUUCCUAGAAUAAGAGUAGUUACUGGAAGAACGUAAAUGCUGUGCGUAUGCUUGAUGAGGCGAUAUUCAGGUUUUGAGAUAUCAACAAAGUGAUUCUAGAUAAUAUAAAUAAAAACAUUCUGAAGGACGAUGGAAUUCUUGUGUGCUCAGCUAUCAAGUUUUUGUCGUUAUAUUCAAAGAAUAAUAGUAGGUAGUAGGAAAACAAAGAAAAGUUUUGUUAUGCCUGGGAGGCAUUUUGCACUGUUUCACUCGUUUAGUCCUUUCUUCUUCACGUCCAUGCUAUCCAUACUAUUCAUUCUUUAGUAUAUGCAUGUACAUAUACAGUUAUGUUUACUAUUUUCUCUUUUCUUUCUUUGUUAUGAUUCAAUCCUUUUCUUCCGUCCUGAUUUUACUGUGAAAAUACCCGUUUCGUUUGACUGUUUUUUUCGAUCACUUUUAUUCGUUCCUUUGUGUGAUGUAGAGUGUGUUUUUAUAUAUACUUUUUUUUCGUGAUAAUAUACUGUGAGAAGAUUAGUGAUCUUGUAUGUCCAGUAAGCUUUUAUAUCAUUCACUGGCACUUAGUUUUUUGUUAGUUGUACUACAGGACACGGGUCUUUGGAACUGAUUCAUCCAUCUGAUAUAAAGCAUAACAUAACAAGUUUGUGAACUAAAGUAAUGUAGUUCUACAGUUGUUUGGAUGUUUGGUGUUCUUGUUUUUUUUGAGACGCGAUGUAUGUGUUUGUUACAUUGUGACGCGUUCCUUCAUUUUAUAGUAGUAGUGGUGUUGUACACUAUGUAUGUGCUGUCGUAUGGUACGGUCAUUACGUACAGAAGAGGCAGAGAGUGAAAUGAGAGAAUUAAGUGUUUCGACGACGAGAAGUUAAACACAAAAGUAAACACUGCACUAUAGUUUUUAUUAUCAAAAAAUAUUAUGUACUUUUUACUUGUUUUGUGUUUUCUUGUAUAUUCGUCCGUCUUUCUCAAGAUGUGGGUAAUGGCAAUAUAGGCCUAGUUAAAGAAAGUUCUGUCUAAUGUAAAACAUAGAAGAGGAGAAGUUGUGUGUUUCGUUGUAGUUCGAAGUAGUUAAAUAGAAGAUUAGUAUCGUAUUGCAUCACAGUUUUAUACUUUUAAAAAUGCGGCGGUAUUUUCUGCUGUGAUAAUACGGUCCGUCCCGUAUACGCUAAUAAGCAUCAUAUGAAUAUCUAAUAACUAAAAAAGAACUACUCUCUAAAAUGUAAUCUGAAUAUCGAAUAUCUCUGUAUCUGAAUAUCGGAAUAUUACACCAUCUCUAUAUCUGAAUAUCUGAAUGAGAGGAGAGUGCAGGUUCAUGGGUGAACUGGUAGAAUCUAUCGUGGAGACGACAUUCAGAUAUUCUAAAUACCUAGAUAUUCAGCUAAAAUGUAGAUAUUCGCAAAUCAGUCACAUGUCGUAUAUCGAGGUAGUAAAACGCCUAAAAGCAUUUCAGCCGGUGACUCAUCCGUCAAAAGUUAGCGCGAUUUUUCUAUUCUUCCAUGUUUCUAGGAAAACAUGGAUGAAUUUAAAAAAUUUAUAACUCUGUCAAGAAAAGUAGCUAAGAGCUCAAAUUUCUUUCUAUAUGUCUGUAAUAUUCAUAAAAAGUUCUGGAUUUACUAAAAGUUCUACUGUUCCUAUGAACCGAUUUUAACAAUUGUUUUUUUUAUUUCACUCCUCUUGCAGUGUCCUACUUACACACCAAAUUUCAUCUUUCUAGCUCAUCCCUUGUCAAGUUACGGGGCUUUAACUUUGAAAAAGUGCGGUUUUUCGGGAGGUAUGGGAGGGAAAAUGCCUUUUCUGUGAAAGAUUCAUUCAAAAAGUGUACGUAAUACUAAACUUAAUGUGCAAAUUACCAAGUUUGUUAAGCAUGUGCAAAGGCUUUGCUCAUGUACUAUACGUAGGGGCAAGUUAUUGAAAAAAAAUCACACAAUAGCAAAAAAAAUAAUCCUUUAUUGUUCUGAAAAAUAAUCUUUUGUCGUUAUAGAAGUUUCUAGAAAAUUCCAGUUUUUUGGACAUACACAUGCGUAUGGCGGCAGUUUCUAGAAGUUUUCUAGAAGGUUCGAGAAGAUUCCUGAUGUAGACAUUGCGUAUUAUAUAUAUAUAUAAAUUAGCCUUUGAAAUACACAAAAUAUAAAAGUUAAAAACUAACUAGAUACUUUUGAAGAAUAUUUGUAGUCUUUGGAAUAAAUAGAUACAAAUCGCCGCUUUCAACGUUUUCGUCAAUAAACAUGGAUAUUGACUCAAAGUUGAAAACUUCGAUUUUUCGAAGUUUAUACUAAAUGUAGCAUCUGCUCGGGCUAAUAUUUCCGCAAAUUCAAAUUGGAAGAGUAAGUUAUAUGUUGGAAGUAUAUCCA